Parathielavia appendiculata is the source of this 3360-nucleotide messenger RNA. RefSeq lists its product as uncharacterized. Bases 1 to 3360 code for a protein of 1119 amino acids. The record is from RefSeq and is a predicted model, not a curated record. Lineage: Eukaryota; Fungi; Ascomycota; Sordariomycetes; Sordariales; Chaetomiaceae. Gene Ontology annotation, biological process: RNA 3'-end processing. Gene Ontology annotation, molecular function: RNA uridylyltransferase activity. The transcript has a single exon.
AUGGCGGCCGACGGAGGAUCCGGAGGAGGGACUCCCCUUGAAGAUCGACUUCGCAAUCUGAUCCUGAGCCACUCCGAGACCCCUUCCGCCAAAAAGCCACCAAUUAGCGGUGCUUCUCAACCACCGCUUGAUGACCUCGUCUCUCAAUCUCCCGCGCUCUCGGAACCGGAAAACCCGCCGAGCCCGUCAUCGCCGAGCAACAGAGGAGGGCCGGCAUCCAGGACGUCCCGGAAGCGACCAAACCAAGCGCAGCGCCGGCAAAUGUCAGCCCAGCUGUCCAUCCCCAUCGACACUCGCCCGCAGUUCCACCAGUCACAGAGGCCAUAUGGCGGUCGAGGCCACGGCAGGAAUGAUCACCACAGGAUGCAAGAGUCGCGCUCGGCCACCUUCCGCCCGCCCAGUCUUGGGAAUGAGAUGCUGAACGCCCCUCUGACAGGGGUACCGUUUCCUUCCCGGCCGCGGCACCAACCUUCUCUCUCGUACCACGGCCCUAUGGCGGCAAGACCCAAUCAGUUUGGCCCGCCACAGCCUCCGAUGCAUCAUGGAGACCCCAGACUGUCGUACAAGAUGCCGGGUAUGUCUCCCAUGCCGCCCAUGCCUUUCGACAGCUCCUCCCAAAUGCACCCAGGACAAGGAGGUCCCAAUAUCAGCACCCGCGGGAGGCAGUUCAAUGGCCCUAGGCAAGACGAGUUGAUGGCUCAGGCCGAGUUGCUCGAGGGUCUCUGUCGCACCAUCGUCGCCGACGCUGAGAUCGAACCUUCUGAAAUCAUGGAGAAGGAGAACUUCCGCCUCAUGAUCGAAGCAGUGGCCCGGUCCGUCAUCACGGAGCACGAGAGAACCCAGAACGGCUUUCUCGACUUCCCUCCCAAGAGCGUGCAGCUCAAGUGCUUUGGUAGUCUCGCUUCUGGCUUUGCCACCAAGGCGUCUGACAUGGACCUCGGCCUCUUGUCACCGCUGUCGCGCGUCCAACCCGAUGCUCCAGGCUCUCCCAUCCCCCGCCUCAUCGAAAAGGCCUUCCUUGAAAUCGGUCUUGGCGCUCGAUUGCUCACACAGACACGCGUCCCCAUCAUCAAGGUGUGCGAAAAGCCUCCCGAGGAGCUACGCCAGGCGCUGCUGGGGGAGCGCACGAAGUGGGAACGUGGCGUCACCGAGAACCUCGAGGAGGAUGAGGCAUCGGGCGCCCAAGACUCACACACGGCUGACGGGAAUCAGCCCACCGAGAGUCGGGCGCAGGAGGAUGGCCUCACACGUGAGCAGCGGCUGCAGGGGUUCAAGCAGAACGACUCGUCUAACUUGUCCGGCUACUACGGUUCUGCCAAGCGCCUUCUCCGGAAGCUCGGCGGGCGUGACAUAACCUACUCAAACGCUGCCGAAUUCACGACAGAAGAUGUCACGAUUCUAAAUCAGGUGUGUCUGGCGUUUGUCGAAGGCCUGGCCGACAGCAAACUGCGGGACAGGCUGCUGUGGUACCGCUCCCUCAACCGCUACGACUUGAGCUCGCCUACCAAUCGCCGCACCCUGCUGGGAGUGUUUACCCAAGUCGAGGGCGAACAUAUGGCGUUGCUCUGGGAAUCGAGGCCGUUCCAGGAAAAGGAUAGGUCCCGCGAUGCCGCUGCAGAGACCGCUGUGCGGUCCUGGAGAGCCAUCCAAGACAGCCCUGACUACGGUCGUGAUCCGCUCGUGUACCAGAAGGAGCUGCAGUUGGCAGUCGAACAGCUGAAGAGGAUACCUUCCAUUCAGGUCUUACUUCUUGCCCAGGCCCAGGGCGAAUCGGCUGCAAACUACUGUUCCCGGGCGGUGGGACUUCUAAAGGACCUCGGCGGCUACGACUCGCACGCCCGGGUCGAGACGAUCCUGCCGACUUUGAUUGACCAUUAUGUGGGAGGCAUCUCCAACCCAACUAUCCGGAAGCAAGUUCAGGACUUCCAGCAAGCUCACGGCAUCAACAACCUGCAAGCCAUUGGCCGCAGGCAUAAAAGCCUGCAGCUUGCCCUUGAAUACGAAGCAUGUCUGGCAAAGGGGCUCUACCAGGGCGAAGACGCGGCCAAAGUGCGACAAUAUGUCGAUUUGCUGCGCGCUCCACUAACCAAGACAUCUCCUGGCGGUCAUUCCAACGGCAUGAUCCCGCUCCCUCCUGGCUCGGCGUCGCUGCUUGCUGACAUCCGCCUGCUUGGCGACCCGUCCCGGGCAGCACCGAACCAGCCGCGAGAUCGGUACAGCAGUGCGCUGGAAUUUCCCAAAUCCGGCGUCGGCGUCCAGUGCGACAUCAACUUUUCUGCACAUCUCGCCGUGCAGAACACGCUGCUCCUUCGCUGCUACUCCCACUGCGACCCCCGUGUCCGCCCCCUCGUCCUCUUCGUCAAACACUGGGCCAAGGUCCGCCGCAUCAACACCCCCUACCGCGGCACGCUGGGCAGCUACGGCUACUCGCUCAUGAUGCUGCACUACCUCGUCAAUAUCGCCCAGCCGUUCGUCUGCCCAAACCUGCAACAACUCGCCCGGCCGCCCGACCCGACCCUCACGCCGCAGCAGAUCGAGGAGACGGUUCUCUGCAAGGGCCGCAACAUCCAGUUCUGGCGCGACGAGGCCGAGAUCGUGCGCCUCGCGCGCGACAACGCCCUGACGCAGAACCGCGAGUCGGUGGGCCAACUGCUGCGCGGCUUCUUCGAGUACUACGCCAAGGGCGGCGCACCCAUGUCGACGCUCCCCUGCCGCAGCUUCGACUGGGGCCGCGACGUCAUCAGCCUGCGGACACAUGGCGGUCUGCUCAGCAAGCAGGCCAAGGGCUGGACUGGCGCCAAGACGGUCGUUGAGUCUUCAGCUGCGGCCGCACCGCCGCCGCCGCCGUCGCCGCCGGACUUGAACCCCCUACCCAGUGGGGAGCCGAGUAACGAUUCGGGCCCUCCUCCCCAAGCAGUAGCAACGACCGCCGCAGCCUCAAGCCAGCAAGCCCAUUCGCAACCAAAAAUCCAACCCAAGAAUGUCGAGGUAAAAGAAGUCCGAUACCGCUACCUCUUUGCCAUUGAAGACCCCUUCGAGCUGGACCAUAAUGUCGCGCGGACGGUCACGCACGCUGGGAUUGUCAACAUUCGGGAUGAAUUUAGGAGGGCAUGGCGGAUCAUACGGAAUGUGGGGCGUCAGGCUGGCCCAACCUCCGCUGCCACUGCCGCUGGUGGUGGUGGUGGUCAGGGCCAGCAGAGCCAUCCCGGUGGCGGGUGGAAGCAGGAGGAUCUACUGGAGGACGUCGGGAGCGCGGAGGAGACGAGGGAGGGGGAGGUGUUUGAGAGGUUGCUGGAGGAGUUGCAUGGGGUGCGUUUCGACGGGGAGGGCGCCACGGAGUGGGGUGAUGAUGGGGAGUGA